UCUUCUUUUCAUCUUUUAAAGAUCGUUAAAAAACAAUCAAUCGUCAUGCAAAAAAAAAACCUAAAAGCACUUAAACCAAGACAGGGAUUAUAGCUACAUAAUUUACUUGGUCAAUAUAAGUAAUGCGCUCGUUUAAGAGAGAUUUUUGUCAUUCUUGUUCAAGAUGUCAUGCAGCUCGAGUUUAAUGCAUUCUUUAUUACUGUUUGAGUGAAAACAAGACUCCCGCGAGCUUUUCGUCUAAACAAAUCACAAAUAAGAGGCCUUGAACUCCACUGAAGUCCUUGUGUUGUAUAUAUUUUGGGUAUUGCUUCUUCUACGUCUGUAUAAUAGAGGCACAGAUUUGUUGGGUUUCAAUUGAUUUUAAAAUUAGGUAGCAAGAUCUGGUAUUUUGACAGUCAAAACCAUGAAAAAUCGAAGAAAACUGGGUAUUGCUGCUCCGGUUUUGAUCAGGAACGUCAGAGUAGUGAUUCUUGGGAAGGAUGGGGUAGGGAAAUCAGCUUUGACAGUAAGAUUGAUAACUAAGAGAUACAUCGGCGAGUACGACCAGACACUCGAGAACACAUACAGACAUCCAUUACAGAUUGACAAUGAAUUCAUUACCCUAGAUAUCACCGAUACAGCGGGAAUUAAUAACAAAGAAAAGUUGGACCAAUGCGUAUCAGUGGGAGACAUAUUUAUCGUUCUCUACUCCAUCACAGACAGAUCGACAUUUGCCGAGGCAUCUUGGAUAGCAAAAUACCUCAAAAACCGCAAAGAACUAGAUUCAUCAACGCUCGUCUUAGCAGGAACCAAACAAGACUUAGGACAUUUCAGACAAGUGCAAGUUACCGAUGGCAGUAAACUUACACAUCAAUUGGGAUGUGGAUUUUAUGAGAUCUCGAUAUCUGAAGGAUUCAGUGAUACAUUGGAUAUGUUUCAUGAUAUUAUAAGACAAUAUUUAGAGUGUCAUAAGGACGCUGAACACUCGUUGGCACUAACGCCGCCAUCGCCGCCGUCACCUUCUACACCGCCGAGCCCAAAGUCGGAACACAUGAAGAGUCCAUCUUCGUGGGCUAAAGUAAAAGGACUUCGUACCAUUCCGUUUCGUCGAAAAUCCGUUCAAACGAUAUAAAAAUACUAUAUAGGGAACAAGAGAGUGUUAUAUAGACUACUUAGAAGGGAGGGGUGCGUCAUAGUUUCGUUACUAUGCCAUUCUUUUAAUUCACUAUAACUGAGGUGGGGAAGGGGGAGUCCUUUUUCUCUAUUAAGCUGGAUACUGAAGGGGGAAGGGGUGAGAACUUUUUCUCUAUUAGCUGGAUCUGAGGGGGGAAGGGGUGUGAACUUUUUCUCAAUGUCGACUACAUGGGGUAACCUGAACCUGGAACACGAGAAUUAUUAAAUUUCUAUUGUCAUGAUAGGCUAGCGCUUGGUGAAAGACGUUAAAUAAAAAUGGAUUAUUUAUAGAAUGGAAAGCAAUAGAACCUUCUAAAGAUUUACGUAUCGACAAAUCAAAUACAAACGACGGAAAUAUAACGCAACACUAGAUUAAAAUAUGAUGCUUCAAAAGUAAAAACACUAAGAAUAUAUCACUCCAAUGUAGAUAUUAGAUAUCAAAGUAGGAUGAAAAUAUGUAAGUAAGGUUUAUAGAGAUAUCUCAAUAAAAAUGACAAGUGAAUAUGUGAAAAACGUA
Exaiptasia diaphana is the source of this 1669-nucleotide messenger RNA. RefSeq names its product ras-related and estrogen-regulated growth inhibitor. The transcript has 5 exons. The record is from RefSeq and is a predicted model, not a curated record. Lineage: Eukaryota; Metazoa; Cnidaria; Anthozoa; Actiniaria; Aiptasiidae. The coding region runs from base 404 to 1111 and encodes 235 amino acids. Gene Ontology annotation, molecular function: GTP binding; GTPase activity.